Messenger RNA from Naegleria lovaniensis, 792 nucleotides. RefSeq lists its product as uncharacterized. NCBI's taxonomy places the organism in Eukaryota, Heterolobosea, Eutetramitea, Acrasida, Naegleriidae. The record is from RefSeq and is a predicted model, not a curated record. The transcript has a single exon. The coding region runs from base 1 to 792 and encodes 263 amino acids.
AUGAAUCACUCUAAUAUAAUUAUUAACAAAUCCGUCAAACAAUUCACACAACUCCAAUCAACAUUUUCGACUCAAAAAUUAGCAUCAUCAUCACCAACAACCACCGCAUCAUCAACCAUUCCACAAUGUCAUUCGGAACAAGAAAAAAUAGAUAAAAUUAUUGUCGUUUCACGAUUCAAUGAAGAUGUCUCUUGGCUGGCCAUUCACUUUCCACAUAUCAAACAUGUUGUUUAUGAAAAACAAGAUUUGACAGCACCCUAUCAUGUUGAAAAGAAUUAUGGUCAAGAAGCAUCUGCAUUUCUUCGAUAUAUUAUUGACCAUUAUGACAAGCUUCCAAAUUACAUGGCAUUCGUACAUGCGCAUCGUUCCUCCUGGCACAUCAAAGAUAUUGUUCCCAUUCUGAAACAUUUGUAUUGGGGUAAAUACGAAUAUGUUUCACUAAAUCCUGAUAAAUUUACCUAUCACAGUGCAGGAAAUCAAAAUUAUGAUCGUGUGAAAAAGUAUUGGUCACAUUUAUUCGAAGAAUCAUUUGGCAAAAUGCCUCCAGUGAUUUAUAAUUGGUGUUGUGCUUCAUUUGUGGUGAGUCGAGAACGAGUAUUGCGAAAUUCAAAAUCGUUCUAUGAAAAGAUUUAUCAUUGGAUUAUGAAUUCUGGAGUGGAUUCGUUUUGGACGAGUCGAGUUCUUGAACACACCUGGGGAUUUAUUUUCCAUCAUGGAAAUUUGGAGAAGAACCCCAUUUCAUCUUUGUGCGAUAUUACAGAUUGUUUGGCCUUUAAUGGAACCUCUAACUAA